UUACGUCCGCCCCCACCGCCAUUUUCCAUGUUAUUCUGUUUUGGCAAGACUGUUUCAUUUUAGUUGAAUGCAACCGUUUAUCUUUUAAAUUUUGAUUUAUAAGAUUACCGGCAUCUCGACUUCGGUGGAGAGGGGUUCAAUCUCCGACUUUUUCAAAGGAGACGCCCUGUUUAAGCAGCCAUGUAUAUCAAACAGGUGAUUAUUCAAGGGUUCCGAAGUUACAGGGACCAAACUGUUGUUGAUCCAUUCAGCCCGAAGCACAAUGUCAUCGUUGGAAGAAAUGGGUCUGGAAAAAGUAACUUUUUCUACGCCAUCCAGUUCGUCCUCAGUGAUGAGUUCAGUCACCUGCGGCCUGAACAGCGCCUGGCCCUUCUCCAUGAAGGAACUGGUCCACGUGUCAUUUCAGCUUUUGUGGAAAUUAUUUUUGACAACUCUGAUAAUCGGCUGCCGAUUGACAAAGAGGAAGUCUCUCUUCGCCGUGUCAUUGGUGCAAAGAAGGACCAGUAUUUCUUGGACAAGAAGAUGGUGACUAAGAAUGACGUCAUGAACCUUCUGGAAAGCGCCGGCUUCUCUCGCAGUAACCCAUAUUACAUAGUCAAGCAGGGAAAGAUUAAUCAGAUGGCCACAGCACCCGAUUCCCAGCGGCUGAAGCUUCUGAGAGAGGUGGCGGGAACACGAGUGUAUGACGAACGAAAGGAGGAGAGCAUUUCUCUGAUGAAGGAAACAGAGGGCAAGCGAGAAAAGAUUAAUGAGUUGCUGAAGUACAUUGAGGAGCGUCUUCACACUCUGGAAGAUGAGAAAGAAGAGCUGGCUCAGUACCAGAAGUGGGACAAGAUGAGGAGGGCUCUGGAGUACACCAUUUACAACCAGGAGCUGAAUGAAACCCGCGCCAAACUGGACGAGGUGACCACAAAGAGAGAGACCUGUGGAGACAAAUCCAGACAGCUGCGCGACGCCCAGCAAGAUGCCAGAGACAAAGUGGAGGAAACAGAGCGUGUUGUGCGGGAGCUGAAGUCCAAGAUUUCUGCUAUGAAGGAGGAGCGAGAGCAACUGUCGGCAGAGCGCCAGGAGCAGAUCAAGCAGAGGACCAAACUGGAGCUGAAGGCCAAAGACCUGCAGGACGAGCUGGCAGGAAACAGCGAACAGAGGAAACGUCUGCUGAAGGAGCGUCAAAAGCUGCUGGAAAAAAUCGAAGAGAAGCAGAAAGAACUGCAGGAGACUGAACCUAAAUUCAACAUGGUGAAGGAGAAGGAGGAGCGGGGCAUUUCCAGACUUGCCCAGGCCACACAGGAGAGGACGGACCUCUAUGCCAAGCAGGGCCGCGGCAGUCAGUUCACCUCCAAGGAGGAGAGAGACAAGUGGAUCAAGAAGGAGCUCAAGUCCCUGGACCAGGCCAUCAAUGAUAAAAAGAGGCAGAUUGCAGCCAUCCACAAAGACCUGGAGGAUACAGAGGCGAACAAAGAGAAGAACCUUGAGCAGUAUAAUAAACUGGAUCAAGAUUUAAAUGAGGUUAAAACGCGCGUUGAGGAGCUGGACAAGAAGUAUUACGAGGUGAAAAACAAGAAGGAUGAACUCCAGAGUGAAAGAAACUACCUGUGGCGUGAGGAGAAUGCAGAGCAGCAGGCCCUGGCAGCCAAACGAGAGGAUCUGGAGAAGAAGCAGCAGCUCCUUCGAGCGGCCACUGGCAAGGCCAUUCUGAACGGCAUUGACAGCAUCAAUAAAGUCCUGGAACACUUUCGGAGGAAGGGCAUCAACCAGCAUGUCAUCAACGGUUACCAUGGCAUUGUCAUGAACAACUUUGAGUGUGAACCUGCUUUCUACACUUGUGUGGAGGUGACUGCUGGAACAAGGUUAUUUUACCACAUUGUAGAGACUGAUGAAGUCAGCACCAAAAUACUGAUGGAGUUCAACAAAAUGAACUUGCCUGGAGAAGUGACGUUCCUUCCACUGAGCAAGCUGGACGUCAGGGACACGGCCUACCCUGAAACCAAUGAUGCCAUCCCCAUGAUUAGCAAGCUGCGCUACAGCCCAAACUUUGACAAGGCCUUCAAGCAUGUGUUUGGAAAGACCUUAAUUUGUCGCAGCAUGGAAGUGUCCACCCAGCUGGCUCGAGCUUUCACCAUGGACUGCAUCACUCUGGAGGGUGAUCAGGUCAGUCACAGAGGCGCUCUGACUGGAGGCUACUACGAUACUAGAAAGUCUCGCCUGGAGCUCCAGAAAGACAUGAGGAAGGCUGAGGAGGAGCUGACGGAGCUGGAGGCCAAGCUCAACGAAAACCUGCGCAGGAACAUCGAACGCAUCAACAAUGAGAUCGAUCAGCUGAUGAAUCAGAUGCAGCAGAUUGAGACCCAGCAGAGGAAGUUUAAGGCAUCCAGAGACAGUAUUCUGUCUGAAAUGAAGAUGCUGAAGGAGAAGAGGCAGCAGUCGGAGAAGACGUUUAUGCCCAAGCAACGCAGUCUCCAAAGUCUGGAGGCCAGCCUCCAUGCUAUGGAGUCCACCAGGGAGUCCCUGAAGGCUGAACUUGGUACAGAUCUGCUCUCUCAGCUCAGUCUUGAGGACCAGAGGCGUGUCGAUGACCUGAACGAUGAGAUCCGACAGUUACAGCAGGACAACAGACAACUUCUGAAUGAGAGGAUCAAGUUGGAGGGGAUCAUGACACGGGUGGAGACCUACCUAAACGAGAACUUACGGAAGAGGCUGGAUCAAGUGGAGCAGGAGCUGAAUGAGCUGCGGGAGACGGAGGGAGGAACGGUGCUCACGGCCACCACAUCGGAGCUCGACGGCAUCAACAAACGGGUCAAAGAAACUCUGGCUCGAUCAGAAGAUCUGGACUCUUUAAUUGACAAGACGGAAGCAGAGAUCAAGGAUCACAUCAAGAGCAUGGAGCGAUGGAAGAACAUUGAGAAGGAGCAGAAUGACGCCAUCAACCACGACACCAAAGAGCUGGAGAAGAUGACCAACCGGCAGGGCAUGCUGCUGAAGAAGAAGGAGGAGUGCAUGAAGAAGAUCCGAGAGCUGGGCUCGCUGCCUCAGGAGGCCUUUGAGAAGUACCAGACCCUCACACUCAAACAGGUGUCCUUCACCGGGAAGCAGGGAGAGAUGAGGGAGAUGCAGCAGCUGUCUGGAGGACAGAAGUCUCUGGUGGCUUUGGCCCUGAUAUUUGCCAUCCAGAAGUGUGACCCCGCCCCCUUCUACCUGUUUGAUGAAAUCGACCAGGCACUUGACGCUCAGCACAGAAAAGCCGUCUCAGACAUGAUCGUGGAGCUGGCGGGUCACGCUCAGUUCAUCACCACCACCUUCAGGCCUGAGCUGUUGGAGUCUGCCGACAAGUUCUAUGGAGUCAAGUUCAGGAACAAGGUGAGUCACAUCGAUGUGAUCACAGCGGAGCAGGCUAAAGACUUUGUGGAGGACGACACCACCCAUGGUUAACGCUCCUCCGUCUCGUCGUCUUCCAUCGUAGCGCAGCUUCAAGUCUGAGCGGACCGACGCGUCUCUGUCCGCUGCUGCGGUAAAGGACUAACAACCGCAAACAUUUCCCACACAACACCUGACAUUCUGUACAGUAUUGAGCUGACGGCUGGCAUGAAAGACAUAAAAAAGAAUGUAGUCACUGAGGCAUGUUCUGGGUUUCAGAGGUUCAUGCUCCGCUUUAUGAUCAGUUACUGAGUUAAAGACCUUACACACACGUGAAAACAAGCGGAGUGAGGUUUUUCUGAGCAGAGGAAACCUCCCCAGCAGCUCUAGUUCAGAUGAGGCGUUUGGGUGGAAAAGCACUCCAGCUCUGUGGGGUGGAGACACUGUUCACAGGUUCAUGGUUCUUUUUUGUGGUUGUAGUGUGUAACUGUUUUAAAGACCUCUGAAUACACAAAAACCAGCAGAUGAUUGGUUUUCAGCAUCCUCUCCUCUCAAGGUCAAGAGGUCACUUCUUUUCUGUUUCUUUCUUGGAAAAGUCUUUGGGAUCAAAACCCUUUUUGUUCUUAUAUUCCAACCAUUUUUAUGUCUUUGUUUAUGUAUCUAGAAAAUAAGAAUAAAACCGUUGAAACAAAA
Messenger RNA from Oryzias melastigma (Indian medaka), 4047 nucleotides. RefSeq names its product structural maintenance of chromosomes 3 (gene smc3). Gene Ontology annotation, biological process: mitotic sister chromatid cohesion. Gene Ontology annotation, molecular function: ATP hydrolysis activity; ATP binding; double-stranded DNA binding. Gene Ontology annotation, cellular component: chromosome. Lineage: Eukaryota; Metazoa; Chordata; Actinopteri; Beloniformes; Adrianichthyidae. The record is from RefSeq and is a predicted model, not a curated record.